Molecule: messenger RNA, 585 nt
Organism: Drosophila serrata
Lineage: Eukaryota; Metazoa; Arthropoda; Insecta; Diptera; Drosophilidae
Gene: ovm
Product: oven mitt
Source: RefSeq, a predicted model, not a curated record
AUGCGUGCCACCAGGAGAACGUUGGUGUCCAUUGCAAUCUGGCUGGUACUGCUGCAACUCAGCGGCAUAGGGAGCAAGGAGAGCUGCUACUACAUAUACUUCACCCAUGCCAACUGGACGGAUGACCGACCGCGGUUCAUUGUGAACAUGACAUUCUCCAACCAAAGCGGCAUUGCCUCCGUGACCACCAUCAACGAGGAGAUAGCAUCGCCUGUGUCCCGCAUCCUGAUCCUCCAGCAUUCGGCCAAGGAGAAGGCUCGCACCAUCUACAAUGCCACCAUGAAGCUGUGCGAUCUGCAGAAUGUCAUGAACUCGGUGCCGCUCUUCAAGCCCGUCAAGGACAACAUGCUGAAGCAGAGUAACUACUCCAUGAGCUGUCCCCUAGUCCCUGGCACCUACAGCAUGGGCAACAUGAAGGUCAGUCCCAAGAAUCCGCUCCUGGGACUCCUCUACCAGCCCAAGCACACCUUCUCCGUGAAGGGUGGUCUGUUUGAGGAGCUGGGCUCCAAGGGUCGCUUGAGACCCCUGUCCACGUAUUUUAUGGCAGGGAAGGUGGUCAAGAGAUCGUGUGGGGCCAAUGAAUGA